GCACGCAGGUUAGUAGCCCAACGUCAUCAAACGGACAAGGGCGGCCUCCGCAGGUUUCUGCGCUGCCACCACGGUUUUUAAUGCACUGUCAUUGCUUGAAUGUCCUCAAGAAUUCUAUCGUAACAACGCUGACAUUGAACCAAGGCAACGCAAGAUACUGGGAACUAGUCAAAUAUCAUCCCCUCUUCCACAACCCAUUUUCCUCGAAUUAGAUCCCCAAGAUGAAGUCCCUGACAUUGCGAGUGAACGUUGUGGAAGCGCGAAACUUGAUGGCAAAGGACAGACGUGGUACUAGUGAUCCCUUUGUGGUCAUAAAACUGGGUGGUCAAAGCAACAAGACCAGUGUUAUUCCUCGAAAUCUCAGUCCCACAUGGAACGAAAUGUUUGAAUUUGUUCUUACACCAGUGCUGUUUGAUGCAUCAUUGGACUUUAUCGUCUGGGAUAAAGAUCUGAUAGGAAAGGACUUUUUGGGACAAUUAUCCAUCCCCAUAAGUGAUAUACUAAGAAUCAGCGACGCUGCAUCAUUCGACGACCCAAAAAACGAACCAGUGUGGCACCCUCUUCAUCCACGGAAAGCAAAAGAGAAUAUAACGGGCGAGAUAAGUAUCAAGCUCGGGUUCGUCGGAGAGUUGGAUCGGGAUCUUUUGGGAAUGUUGGACAGCUCUGCAGAGCAGACAGCCGUACAUGCUACGCUGAUGACCACCGACGAUCCUGCUGAUGACCUUUACUUUAACCAAUUCACGGGGGAUGCCAGUAGAGAUCAAGACGUACCUCAGACCCCAGAAUCUCCAGAAGACAGCAGUUCAGAUUCGGUUAGCGCCGAUUACCUUGAUAAGGCAGACACGAAGGCAUUUGAUCACAAUGCCCAGAUGGGUUUGUUGACGAUUGAUAUCGUGGGUGCAACCAAUCUUCCAUAUGAGACAAAUGUAACACGCACAUCGUUUGACUGUGAUCCCUUUGUUGUCAUUUCCUAUGGGCGCAAAACGUUUCGAACGCGAACAGUUCGGCAUACCCUACAGCCCACAUGGAAUGAGAGGGUCUUUCUACAUGUACGGCAUUCAGAGCAUCAACUCGGUUGGGCCGUGAACCUCUCGGUUUAUGACUAUGACAAAUUCAGCAACAACGAUUACAUUGGUACCACGGAACUGAAGAUAUCAGAUGUGGUUGCUACGUGUAAACGGCUUCCAAUGACACCCAAUGUGCCAACGAUGAUGCCUCCAGUCGAACAGGAUCUGAAGCUGGCGUUGAAAAACACAAAGAGUGCAGACGUCGCAACGCUCAAGGUCAAAUACACAUUUACUCCGUACAAGGAUCUUCGUCGAAAUUUCUGGUUGACUCUUAUCAAGGAAUUCGACAGCGACUCCAGUGGGAUGAUAAAUAAGGUCCAGCUUACCGCGAUGUUGGACAGUCUCGGUUCGAAUUUCUCAGAUGAAUCAAUCAAUAUGAUGUUCUUAAGUAAGGGGAAGUCGCCAGAUGAGGAGUUGACGUUCGAAGAGCUGGUCGAAAUACUGGAGGGACAAAUAACUGGAAAGAUUGUAUGUCAGGCCAAAACCAUGAGAAGAAAUAAAAGUAGAGGGAAUAAGAACAGCAAGGCAAACAGAAACGGCAGCGACAGCGAUAUUUCCAGCACCAGUAAUUCGGAUGCCACCUUGCAAUCCAACGGCGAAGUAGAACACGUUAUUCAAAUUCGCGAAUGUCCCAUUUGCCGGAAGAAAAUAAAACGAAAGGGAGAUUUGGACGUUGUUUCUCAUGUAGCGCUGUGUGCACACGAAGAUUUGGGCAAAGUGGACCAUUUUGUAAUGGGAGGCUUUCUAACUGAGGCUUAUGCGACGAGAAAAUGGUAUAGUAAGAUUGUUUCAUAUGUGACCUAUGGAGGCUAUAGUCUGGGUAAAAAUAAUGCCAAUAUUAUCGUCCAAGACCGUGCGACGGGACAACUGGUGGAGGAGCGCAUGCCAACCUAUGUGCGUCUUGGUAUCCGAUUACUUUAUCAAUUCCGCUCUGGCCGAAGCGCCGUCGAGCGACGACUUAUCAAGAACCUACUGCGAAAUCUCAGUGUGAAGCAGGGUAAAAAGUUUGAUGACCCAUCAAGCCGGAAAGCGAUUAAGCACUUUAUCGCGUUUCACAAUUUGCCACUUGAUGAGAUACGUGAUCCACUGGAUACCUUUCAGACAUUCAAUCAAUUCUUUUACCGGAAACUAAAGCCGGGCGCAAGAACGUUGGCGUCUCCUGACCCUAAAGUGGCAGUGUCCGCGGCAGACUGCCGAUUAAGCUGUUUCCCAACUGUCGAACGUGCGACGCAAUUAUGGGUAAAGGGGCAACGUUUCACGGUGCCAAACUUGCUACAGGAUGAGCAGAUGGCGGCUACGUUCGAAGGCGGCCCCAUGAUAAUAUUUCGGUUAGCACCUCAGGACUACCAUCGGUUCCAUUUUCCCGUCGAUUGCACGGUUGGGCCAACCAAGUGGAUUGAAGGAUCGUAUUUUACAGUAAACCCAAUGGCGAUAAGAACAACCGUCGACGUGUACACGGAAAACAUACGCUGUGUGACAUACCUUGACAGUCCAGAAUUCGGAAAAAUGGCCUACGUUUGUAUCGGUGCAAUGAUGGUUGGAAGCAUCGUGUUGACAUCUCACGAGGGUGCAGAAGUGAAGAGAAUGGAUGAGCAUGGGUACUUUGCAUUCGGCGGCUCAACAAUUAUACUUCUCUUUGAGAAGGAUGCCAUUGAGUUCGAUCAUGAUUUACGAGAGAACUCUGAGCAAAAUUUGGAAACACUGGUAAAAAUGGGUAACUCCAUUGGAGUUGCCGGGAGUAAGAGGCGAUCUUAGGUCUAACCUCUUUGAUGGGGCUAUAGCUGGGAGGGAGGUGGGCUCUAUCGGACUGCUGAUUCAUUUUGGAUGAUAAAUAUCUUUUUUCAAUGUAAUAUCCCCUUGUUAAUGUUCCAAGCCUUAUUCG
This is a messenger RNA of Spizellomyces punctatus DAOM BR117, 2949 nucleotides long. RefSeq names its product phosphatidylserine decarboxylase. Gene Ontology annotation, molecular function: calcium ion binding; phosphatidylserine decarboxylase activity. Gene Ontology annotation, biological process: phospholipid biosynthetic process. The transcript has 22 exons. The coding region runs from base 222 to 2822 and encodes 866 amino acids. The record is from RefSeq and is a predicted model, not a curated record. Lineage: Eukaryota; Fungi; Chytridiomycota; Chytridiomycetes; Spizellomycetales; Spizellomycetaceae.